Salvia hispanica is the source of this 2429-nucleotide messenger RNA. Its product is annotated as serine/threonine-protein kinase PBL34-like. Gene Ontology annotation, molecular function: protein kinase activity; ATP binding. NCBI's taxonomy places the organism in Eukaryota, Viridiplantae, Streptophyta, Magnoliopsida, Lamiales, Lamiaceae. Gene Ontology annotation, biological process: protein phosphorylation. The record is from RefSeq and is a predicted model, not a curated record.
CCUUCCCUCUCUCUCUUCCAAACACACACACUCCUACUAACACAAUAGUUAACUUUGUUCUUUUGUUUGGCCUCGAGAACACCUCGUGUCCCAGCGUCUCCUAUUUUUAUUUGGUUAAAGAAAAUCAUGUUUUUUUCAGUGUUUUCGCAUUGCUGUUAUUUUCUUGCUUUGAGAGUGUGAAAUGCGAUGAAAGGGAGGGGCUGUAUCUGAACUGGGAGAGAUUGAAUGCAGCACUUCGAAAAGGGGUGCUUCGAAUUUGCGCAUUGAUCUUUCGUAUUUGCAAUUCGUCGUUUUGCAUGUUCAAAUCUCUGCAUAAAUGAUCCCAAGAUUGCAUUUUGAGGCGCCGCGGGGAGUUUUCGUCACCUGGGCUUGAGAUUUCUCUCUUUUGAUUCUUGAAAUUUUUUCAAUAGAAAUGCAAUCUUUGUAAUUUAAUUAAUGGAAUUUUGUUAAAGCAAGUUUGAACGGUUUCUUUUUCUAAUCCUUUGUCGUAUACUGUUAGUUUGGUAUCUUUGGAUUAGGGAGGGAGGGCGCCCCGGUUUUAAGCCCACAAAUACAGAGUGGAAAAAUUUCAAGGAAAAGAGAAUCUUUCGGAUGAGGGCAAAGUGAUAAAAGUGGGAUUUUGGUAGUCUGGAGGCUCAUUCUGCAGUUUUGGCAUUUAAAUUCUAGGGUUUGGAGGGAGGAAAAAAAAAUGGGGCUAGUUCCUAAAGCUAUGAAUAAGGUUGAUAUGGAUGUGGGAAACUCGAAGGCCAGGAUGGGAAAAAUUGUUAAUGGUGAUGGCGACGAUGAUGCUUCGGUAGGUAGCUGUUGGUUUAAAUUUCGAUUUUUUGGGCGCUGUUUGUCUGCAAGGACCAAAGUUGAUAGCUCUGUUAGUGGUUCUGGCUCUGGCUCUAGCUUACAGUAUGCGGAAAGUAAAUCUACAAAUGAGACAAGUAGAGACCAACCAGUUGUUCCGGUAGUAUCAUCUUCAGCAACAAGCAAUGCUGAAAGUGUUCCAUCAACUCCCAAAAUUGAAGAGGAACUGAAAAUAUCUUCUCAGCUACGAAAGUUCACUUACAAUGAGCUUAAGCUGGCCACAAGGAGUUUCAGGCCCGACAGUCUCCUUGGGGAGGGUGGCUUUGGCUGCGUUUUCAAAGGUUGGGUCAAUGAGAAUGGAAACACUCCCGUUAAGCCCGGUACAGGGCUUACUGUGGCUGUCAAAACUCUUAAUCAUGAUGGACUUCAAGGCCAUAAAGAGUGGCUAGCUGAAAUAAAUUAUCUUGGUGAGCUCAUCCAUCCGAAUUUGGUUACAUUGAUCGGCUAUUGCAUAGAGGAUGACCAAAGGCUCCUCGUCUAUGAAUUCAUGGCAAGGGGCAGCUUGGAAAAUCACUUAUUCAAGAGAUCCUUGCCUCUUCCUUGGGCUAUAAGAAUGAAAAUAGCACUAAAUGCAGCAAAGGGCCUUGCUUUUCUUCAUGAAGAAGCAGAGAAACCUGUUAUAUAUAGAGAUUUCAAAACUUCAAACAUUCUGCUAGAUGUGGAGUACAAUGCAAAGCUUUCCGAUUUUGGACUUGCCAAAGACGGGCCUGAGGGAGACAAGACGCACGUGUCAACCCGUGUGAUGGGAACAUAUGGCUAUGCUGCACCGGAGUAUGUCAUGACAGGGCAUCUCACUGCAAAGAGCGAUGUGUAUAGCUUCGGAGUGGUCUUGCUGGAGCUGUUGACGGGGCGGAGAUCCAUGGACAAGAGCAGACCUCCCGGGGAGCACAACUUGGUGGAAUGGUCGAGGCCUUACCUCGACGAGAGGAGGCGGUUCUACAGGCUGAUUGAUCCUCGUCUGGAGGGGCGCUUCUCUGUCAAAGGCGCUCAGAAAACUGUGCAGCUGGCUGCUCGCUGCCUCAGCCGGGAUGCCAAGAUUAGACCCGCGAUGAGCGAGAUAGUUUUAGCUCUGGAGCCGCUGCCAGCUCUCAAGGACAUGGCGUGCUCCUCGUCCUAUUUUCAGGCGAUGAACAAUGCCCGUGGUUCUGCGACCAUGAAUGCAAGAACCGGAGGUAGAUUGCAGACGAGAAACGGGCAGCAGCCAACAAGGAGCCCCUCCAUGCCUAACAGGUAUUACGGCUCGCCAUAUCAAGAAAUCACGCCUCUGCGAUCUCCGUUAGCUAACAAGCCCUGAUCGGAGUUUUCUCGUUGCGUUGCUGUUCAUUCUUCUCCAAGAUCAUCAUCUCCUCCUGGUUGAGAGAUUGCUUUUUAUUUUAUUACCAUGUAGAGAUGAGACAUUCGUUGAUAUGGAGGCUCUUUUUUCACCUUGCUCAUAACUGUUGAGAUGUUUAGAUGAGUAAGUUAAAAACAUAGAGAGAUGUUUGUGCAGUUACUGUGUUUGAACAUGAAGAAGAAUGGCAUUUUGGCCAAACUCAUUUUCUAUUUUGAACCAUCAUCAAAAUUGAGUAUUUAUUUCA